AUGGAGUUUAAUCUUCAAUUCUACUUCAAUGAUUUUGACGUUGACAAAGAUUACAAGGUUCAGUUUGAUGAUUUGAAUGGUAAGCUAGGCUCGAUUAUUGAUUUGUUGGCACACGAUCCACAAUCUAUUGCAACUGAUACUGAGUUGCUUGAGGAUGUGAUAGAAAUUACAAAUGGGUUCAAGACUCUUGAACCGAAACAACAAAAACAGCUAUCGUAUCUGCUAAUAUCUUCAUUUAAUACAAUUGGACAACAGGUGCAGCAGGCGUUGAGAGAUGACGAUUUUCAAGAUAAUUUGGAGUUCAUGAAGACUGUUAUGGAGAGGUAUGGUUAUUUGAUUUUUGUCCUUUUAAAGCAUUUGGGGAACGAAGACUUUCUGCAAAUUAGUGCCGCUAGAUCUCAAAAACGGGUGUCAAAGGAACUCUUGGCCAAAUGGAGAUCCAACUGUACCGAGGUUGAAAACGCGUUGAUCACAAUCAGAACAAUCAUGAACAUUGAUUUGGAGAAAAUCUUUCUAACAACGCCUGAAAAGGACUCUUAUAUAGAGCUUUUCUCAAGACCGAUGAUCAAUUUGAUGGAAAGUCACGAAAGAAUGAAAAUUGUUGGAAUCAAAAUGGUUAUGUUUGAGGUUUUGGCCUUGGCAGUUACAAAACAUGCUCAUGGAAAGAUAAUACAACACUCCAUCAUUCAAUGUCUAACGUAUUAUGCACAUCUCCCGCCAUUUAUGGCCUCGUUUCUCAAUCUUUUGUCAGAAAAGUACGAUCAUGUGCAUUUAACCGAAGCGAUUUUGCGAGAGAUUGCACAAACAAACUUCAACUCCAACGAUACCAAUGGACCUAAAGCUAUAUCUGCAUUUUUGGUUAAACUUUCCGAGUUGAAUCCAAUCCAAAUCUUGAGACAAAUGACGAGUCUCUCGCAGUUACUAGCGAACACAAAUACAACAUUGAGAUGCGCCGUAGUGGAAACAUGUGGUAAUGUGGUUGUUGAUCUAAUAAAAAAUGCCAAUCGGAGCGAUGCAGACGAGGAUAUACAUCGUGCAAAUCAGCAGGUGGAAAAAUUACUAAAUUUGUUAGCGGAGAGGUUUCUUGAUCAAAGUACAUUUGUUAGAGCUAAGGCUAUACAGGCUUUCACGAGGGUAGCAGAUUUGAAGUACAAAUUGACCGAACAACGACAAAAGAUGAUAGGACUUGCGGCAAAUUCUUUAGACGACAAAAGCACUUUGGUACGACGCAAUGCAAUCAAACUCAUGGGUAAGCUCAUUUUGAAUCAUCAGUUUCAAGGUGUGCAUGGGACCCAGCUUACCCUCGAAUUUUGGGAAACACGAUUGGCGGAGGCAGAGAAUAAUUUAGUCAAGUAUAUGCCAUUAGCGCAGGUAAAAAAAGGUAGUAAUGACAUAGAAGAAGAGGAAGAGGAGAAUAUUCCCGUACGUGACUCCGACUCUGGUUCCGACUCCGACUCGGGCUCUGGAUCAGACUCUGGUUCCGAUUCUGACUCCGACUCUGGCUCUGACAAAUCAAUGGAAGUGCCAGAAACAAAAAAGGAGCUUGGUAAUAAUGACGAUCAACAGAAUGAUAACAACAAAUGCGAUGAAAAUGAUCGUAUGGAAACUGAUGAACAAGAUGCAACAAACAUUAAUGACAACCUACCCGACUCAACUACUCUAGCCCGAGCCAAACUCAAGUUUGAUUUUUAUAAAGAUGCAGUGGACUUUAUAAAAAGUGUUGAAAAGGGCACAGAUAAGGUGUGCCUGCUUCUAUUUUCUAAAAAUAGAAACGAAGCAAUAGACUCAAUGGACUUUCUCGUGCUUGCUGACGCUUAUGGGAUUAGAAAUGCUGGCAUUGGAAUUCGAAAAAUGCUUCAUUUGGUGUGGAUUAAAGGAACUUCGGAGGAAGGUAAAUCGGUGUCUGCCCAUUUGGUUGAUUGUUAUAAAACCCUUUUCUUGUUGGCACCAGAGGGCACACCAGCAGAGAAGUCGGCUUAUAUUGCUAAAAAUUUACUAAGCUUGACUUGCGAUGCAUCUAUAGCAGAUUUAGCUUCUUUGGAAAAGCUACUAUGUAUGAUGUACACUAUGCAUAUGAUAAACAGUGAGGUCGUUAAAGUAUUGUGGCAAGUGUUUAGAGCUGUUGAUAUGGAAGAGAACAAAGAAGUGCAAGAGAAAAGAAGAGCAGCAAUUAUAGUGCUAGGCAUGCUUGGCAACGAGGAUCCGAAAGUUGUUUUUCAAGGUUUAUCCUUCUUAUUGAAUAUUGGCUUGGGUGAUGUAGGCCAAAAGGAUUUAGUUCUUUGUCGUUACUCGUGUAUUGCCCUACAAAAGCUACAUUCUAGACAACUUGCAACUUCCACCACCGCGGAGUUUGGGUUAGAAGAAGAGGCUACUGAAAAACUUGGAAAUGUAAUACUUUACUAUAGCGAUGAUUCGGAGUGGUUCACUGUUGCAGAGCAAGCAAUCAAUGGUAUCUUUCAGAUAUCCUCCGAUCCAAUAAAUAUCUGUUCCAGGUUGGUUCAAAAAAAGUCUGACAGUGUCUUUAAGUCUAAAUCUCAGCAUGGACGCAAAGCUGUGGCAUUAUCGCAAUUGCUUUUCAUUAUAGGACAUGUUGCAAUUAAGACUAUUGUAUAUCUUGAAACUAUGGAAGCUCAAUUCAAGAAAAAAAAGCAAGCUGCUGAAAGCAGCAGCAGCAAGAAUCAAGCAGAAAAAGAUUCUACUGGCGAUAAGGAGCUCGAGAUGAUUGGAGGUACGUCUGAGGAUGACUUUGCCGAUGCCGUGAUACACGUCAAGGAAAGAGAGAUCCUUUUUGGAGAGCAAUCACUACUUACGGGAUUUGGGUCCUUGGUCAAACAUAUUUGCUCUUCUCCACUAAAGUACAAGAACACUCAGCUUCAGCGACAUGCCGUUCUAUGUCUUGUUAAGCUAAUGUGUGUUUCUUCAAUAUAUUGUGAAGACAACCUACCGCUAUUGCUAAAUAUUAUGGAAAAUUCAAAGGAUCCAAUUAUUAGGUGCAAUUGUAUUUUAGGCCUUGGGGACUUGGCUGUGAGCUUCAAUCGGUUGAUAGAUGAAAACACGGAUUUUAUAUAUCGACGCCUUACUGAUGAAAACAUUAUGGUGCAAAGAACUUGUUUGAUGACAGUGACUUUUCUAAUUCUAGCUGGGCAAGUUAAAGUGAAGGGACAACUAUCAUCAAUGGCCAAGUGUUUGGAACAUUCCGAUCAAAGUAUAAGCGACAUGUGUCGUUUGUUCUUUGCUGAGUUGGCUACAAAGGAUAAUGCGAUUUACAAUGGAUUUAUUGACAUUUUCAGUGGAUUGUCAUUUGAUGCAACCUUGAGCAAGGAUGCUUUUAAACGAAUCUUGAAAUUUUUGAUUGGAUUCGUUGAUAAAGAACGGCAUCAGAAACAAUUGAGUGAAAAGUUACUCGCAAGAUUGGCAAGGGCCAAAGAUGAAGAGGAAUGGAAGGAUAUUGCCUAUGCUUUGGAAACAAUUCCAUUUACCAAUGAUACAAUUACUACUGUUCUUAAGGACGGAUACCAAGUCGUACUGGCUAAGGAUUAG
Lodderomyces oxycetoniae is the source of this 3540-nucleotide messenger RNA. It is a transcript of the gene YCS4, whose product is annotated as condensin subunit. Gene Ontology annotation, cellular component: nucleus; condensed chromosome, centromeric region; condensin complex. Gene Ontology annotation, molecular function: histone binding. The record is from RefSeq and is a predicted model, not a curated record. Lineage: Eukaryota; Fungi; Ascomycota; Pichiomycetes; Serinales; Debaryomycetaceae. The transcript has a single exon. Gene Ontology annotation, biological process: meiotic chromosome condensation; mitotic cell cycle; mitotic chromosome condensation. Bases 1 to 3540 code for a protein of 1179 amino acids.